GUACUUGGUAUUGAGAAACGGCCAGGCUCUCUCAACCCGGAGUAGGGAUAUGUCCAACAGCAUUUGAGGGCAGCAGUGUGUAGUCCUGCCCACAGGAAAGAGGCAAACUUAAAGAUAGGGUAGGUGCUGUUCAUUUACUGUUUAUGAAAAUAGUGUUUCAUCAAGCGGACAUAAUUAUAAAAGACAGAGAGAGAGAGAGAGACAGAGACAAUAAAAAAUAAUCUUCUUAGCAGUUUCUGUGUUGUGUGUUUUAAUUAUUGAUUGAAGCUUUCAUGUUUGGAAGCAGACCUGAUGGUGAAUCCUUUCUCAACAGCAGCCUGGUCUUUAAGUGGGAUUCCCCUUCUUGAAUCACUUUAAUGCAGGAACAGAGGGCAAGACAGGGGGAAUCCGUUGGUCCCAGGCCACAGCCACAGCCACAGCCUCUGUUUACCAGAAUGGACAGCCAGGAGGUGGAGGAUUUACUGCAGGAGUGCCUCGGAGCAGUGGCAGCAGCUCAACGGUUCACCCAGCCCACUGAGGCAGAGAGGCUGAGCUACUGUAGAUGCAGUGACUCGCUCUGUGCAGAACUGGCCUCUCUCCUGCAGGAGGCAAUGGACAUGAAGUGGCCCUUUACGCCGGAGAAGUGGCAGUACAAGACCAACCUCAGUGACCUUGUCAGCAAGCACCUGUCCCAGCUCCUGGCCCUUCUAAAGGCUUCCAUCGUGGCUCAGGAGGCAUGCACAGUGUUGGCGGCGGUCUUCUUAGUCGACCGCUUCCUCUACUAGACAGACGAGUCCAGCUGGCUGUUGAAGAUCACCAAGCUGCUCCACAGAAGGCACCCUAGCGUUCCUGUGGCCCCCGAGCUGAGCUGGAUAAUCAUUACAAUCAUCUUCCCUCCAGGCAAACUGCAGAAGGCAGAAUACAUUCUGAGCAGUCUGAUUAACAACAGCAGAGCCACCGGAUGUUGGGCGUACCACUGUGAAUGUGACAGGGCUCUUGUGCAGGCCGUUAGUGUUCAAGUACGUGGGAUGAUUUUGCAAAAGCUCGGCUUGUGGCUUGAGGCUGCAAAGCUAAUCUGGGCCUCUAUGGUUGGCUACUACGCACUUCCACAACCUGAUCAAAAAGGCAUUGGUACCUCUUUUGGCAUAGUGGCUAACAUAUUGGUGUCUAUGAAUGAUGAGGACCUCCAUGCCUUUAGGACUAAUCCAGAUAUUGAUUUGUCUUUACUUGGUGACCGGAGUCAUCGUCUCCUCUCUGCUGCACAGGCAGCUAAAAUGGCGGUGGUGUACAGCCAGUACACUUCCCUCUAUGUGUUGACCAAUGUGGCAACUCCGUGGAGUGCCCAGCCUCUCAACGGCAGUCUUUCCUCCUGCAGGCUAGAGAGGCAUUUUCAAUCGGCUGCUCACCAAAGCAGAGGGCGAGCUGGUCACCAGCAAGCAGGACCUCCACACCUUCCUGAAGGCUGCCUAUUCUCUCACUGUGGCUCACAAAUGGCUCGGCACUCCUCCGGAGGUUGUGGCGCAGGCAACUCAAGCUUGCCAAAGAGCUUUAGCAAACUUCUAUGA
Cyclopterus lumpus (lumpfish) is the source of this 1544-nucleotide messenger RNA. RefSeq names its product alpha-kinase 1 (gene alpk1). Lineage: Eukaryota; Metazoa; Chordata; Actinopteri; Perciformes; Cyclopteridae. Gene Ontology annotation, molecular function: protein serine/threonine kinase activity. The transcript has 9 exons. The record is from RefSeq and is a predicted model, not a curated record.